UAAUAUUUACUCAGCAGUAGGCUCCAUUUAUAGACGGCCUCUGACGCUGGAACCGACACGCAAAAGAGGACUGAUUCGUUGUGAUCUUGUUUAAUAAAAACGACAACUCAUCCGGUCGUAGGCUGUAUGGCAACCAUGUGAGUAGUAGUAGUAGUAGUAGGGACAUGAACCUGUGUUCUGGUUCCGCACGGAUGGCACAGACGUCCGCUUCCUCAAACGCAAUGGUCGCACAACUAAAAUGCAACAAGUGAACUAGGACACCUUUGAAAAGACUGACUGACAUAACGUAACAUAACCUGCAGAUGCAGGGUAACGUAGACGCUGCAGGAGCAGGAGUCUUGGAUGAUAACAUGGCAGAAGGAGAUCUGGGGGACGGUAUGGACAUACGUCUGGCGGCCCUCGACAUCCAGACCAACGGGCCCCAGCAGCCUGUGACACCCCGCGGAACGGAGCUCCACCGAGACAGCACAGUGAGCGACACGGGCUUCUCUCUGACAUCGUACGGCAUGCCGAAUACGUCGUUGAAAACAAGAUCAGGGUCCCUGGUGGACCUUUCAAAAGAAGAGCUAAGAGAGCGACUGCAGGAGGCAACUGAGACACUGGAGGUUCUACGCUGUGAGCUGGAGGUGACACACCGCUACCUGGAGGGGAAAUACGAGGCAUUGAAGAUCCUACAAGGAAAGACGAUCCUGGAGAAAGCCACCAGCCACACCAAGAGCCUGCUGCAGAAGAGUGAGGAGCGGGCCAGGGCCCUGGAGAAGGAGGUGAAUGGCUUACAGUGGGAGAUAACGUCCAAUCAAGUGCAGAUGAAGAAAUGUGAACAGUCAUGGGAGCAGAAGUUCAACAGAAUGAACAGUGAAAACCAGGCACUGACCAGUAGUAUGGAGGAAAGGCUGAAGGAGAGCCGAGAGCUGAAGGCUGAAAACACAGGGUUGAGUCAACAGUGCAUGGAGCUUCUCUCCAUGCUGAGCGUUAGAGAGCAGAAGGCCUACGAAAGCACCAAGCCUCCGUGUGGCCAUGGGAGAGAUGGCACCCUCCUUGAGUUGGCGGUGCUAGGGGCCUGCCGCUGUCCCGGGGUCAUGGAGUCCUGUCCUUGUGCCAAGACCGCUGCUGCUAGCAGGACACAACUCCUGCAGCUCAGACAGGAGCUGGACCUCCUGGUGAGGAGCAGGGAGGAGGCCCUCCUGAUGGCGGAUGCUUUCCGCAUCGCUUUUGAACAGCAACUGAGGAAGCGGAGCGACUGCCUCCUGCUUCAGGCCGAGGCGCACACGCCCAAGGCCCACCCUAGGGAGACACAGGGCAAGUCCCACCCUAGGGAGACACAGGGUGCAAACAGAACUCUGGUUGGUGUGGCUCAAAGACUAAGAGCCAUUCUUCCCUCGGGCCUGGAAGCCAAAGCAUCACUUGAACACACCGAUACCCUGCAAAAACUCCUGGACUUGCUGAAUGACAAGGAGGAGGCUCUUGCUCACCAGAGGAAGGUGAGCCACAUGUUGGCCCACAACGCGAAAGAGCUGCAGAAACAGUUACCUGUUGAAGCUACGUGGCCAUUAGACUCGCAGACCGAACCAUUGUAACUCUUCCCCCCAGUCCUUGAGGAAGUCACAGUUCAAGACAAGCUCACUGCUAAGUCCAUCAGGUUCAAAGAAUAAGCGAUACCAGUUACAUAACUCUACUGUUCCUCCAAAGGGAACGCAAGACACUCCGAACCCAAAAGAGGUGUCAUUAGACGGUGCAGCCCACUAAGAUCCCGACCGGAGAACCCCCAGCCAGAAAGACUCCCAAAGGAGAACCCCCAGAGACAAAGACCCCCACAGGAGAACCAGCUAACACAAAGACCCUCACAGGAGAACCACCAGACCCAAAGACCCCCACAGGGGAACCAUCAUACCCAACGACCCCCACAGGAGAACUACCAGACACACGGACUCCGCCAGACCAGCCACCAGAGCCCGAAGAGCCACUUGAUUCCAAGAACCUGCCAGAUGAACUAGCAGGAACCAAUACCCUUUUAAUGCAACCACCAGACAUUGAGGGACCACCAGAUGCCAACACUCAGUUACCAGAAUCAAGGGAAACCAGCAGCCACAAGAUCUACCUGACACCAAGACCCUGAGGACUAUUAGAUGUGAAAACCCAUCCACAAGAACCACCACACACACCAAGAGCCAUCCAUGGGGUCCACCAGACACCAACACCCAUCCAUAGGGUCCACCAGACACCAAUAUACCCAUCCAUGGGGUCCACCAGACACCAACACCCAUCCAUAGGGUCCACCAGACACCAACACCCAUCCAUAGGGUCCACCAGACACCAAUAUACCCAUCCAUGGGGUCCACCAGACACCAACACCCAUCCAUAGGGUCCACCAGACACCAACACCCAUCCAUAGGGUCCACCAGACACCAACACCCAUCCAUAGGGUCCACCAGACACCAACACCCAUCCAUAGGGUCCACCAGACACCAAUAUACCCAUCCAUGGGGUCCACCAGACACCAAUAUACCCAUCCAUGGGGUCCACCAGACACCAAUACCCAUUCAUAGGGUCCAGCAGAUUUUAAAUACCUGUCCUUGGUAACUACCAGAUGCCAGGACCCAGCCACCAGGACCACACGAUACCCUACACCAACACAAACAAUCAUGGCACAAACCAGACCAAAAAUCUUAGGCCAUAGGAAGGAUAUAUGGUAAUUCAAUAAUAAUAAUAAAGGCAUUGAUCAUUCAAUGGCUUGUUUUCAUUUAUAACCCCUAUAUUACCGGUGCCCAUUGAGACCAGGGUUUUUUGUUGUUUUGUUAUAGUGCUCUGGGAACAGCGUAGCAAUCCGUUUUGCCAUGGUUACAAUACGUCAAUUAUAAAUAUCUGUAUCUCUGUACUGUAUCUUCCAUUAGUCUCUGGACGACAUCGGGAGCUUAUCAGGGUGACACUUUGAGAAGGGUUAACAGUCUUCUUUUUAAAUUAAACUAAUUGUUACUAAUAUAAUGUAAAUGUUAUUACUUUAGCAUGAAUACUAAUCUCUUGUUAUUCACGAUUUGUAUAUUUAUUGGAGAUCUGAUUUGAUGAUUGCGGAGUAGUUAUAACUUUAUGCGAUUCUUAAGAUAGAAGUGUAAGAGUUAAAUUGAGGUUAAAUGUAUUCAUCGUCUUAAUCAAAUAUUUGCAUUGAGUAAAGUCAACAGCACUGAAACAAAAGACAUCCUGUAAAACAGGAUUCGGUGCUUCUGA
This is a messenger RNA of Gadus macrocephalus (Pacific cod), 3222 nucleotides long. It is a transcript of the gene ccdc125, whose product is annotated as coiled-coil domain containing 125. The transcript has 12 exons. The coding region runs from base 303 to 1577 and encodes 424 amino acids. NCBI's taxonomy places the organism in Eukaryota, Metazoa, Chordata, Actinopteri, Gadiformes, Gadidae. Gene Ontology annotation, biological process: negative regulation of Rho protein signal transduction; negative regulation of cell motility. Gene Ontology annotation, cellular component: cytoplasm. The record is from RefSeq and is a predicted model, not a curated record.